AUGGAGACUGCCAACCUAACAGUUGUGAAGUUCUUUUAUCUGACUGAACUCUCUGAUCUCCCAGAAGUAGACACGGCCCUCUUUGUAGUGAUUCUGCUGAUCUACUUGGUCACCCUGGCAGGCAAUGGGGCCAUCCUCCUGGCGAUAGGGACAGACGUCCACCUUCAGACCCCCAUGUACUUCUUCCUCAGUAAUCUCUCUGUGCUGGAUGUCCUUUGCCCCACUGUCACAGUGCCAAAGAUGCUCCAGAUUUUCCUGUCAGGGGACAAGCGCAUAUCCUUUGCUGGCUGUGUGCUACAGCUCUUCUUUCUGAUUGAAAUGGUGGGCACUGAAAUUUUCUUAUUAGCUGUGAUGGCAUACGACCGCUAUGUGGCUGUAUGCAGCCCCUUACACUACACAAACAUCAUGAGUAAACAGCUAUGUGCUCAGCUAGUUGCCUGGACAUGGGUAUUAGGCUUUAUCAAUUCCAUGGUUCACACCUCACUGACCUUUUCAUUAUCCUUCUGUGGGUCCAACAAAAUUAACCAAUAUUACUGUGACCUUCAACCAGUCAUGGCUGUCUCUUGCUCUUCUACAUACCUUCCUGAACUGGUCCUUCUUCUUGUGGCUGGUAUUACAGGAGGUGGUGCUUUUCUGGUCACCCUGAUCUCUUACAUCUAUAUUAUUUCUGCUAUCUUGCGCAUGCGCUCUGCUGAGGGCAGGCGCAAGGCUUUUUCCACCUGUGGGUCCCACUUGACUGUUGUCUGCCUUUUUUAUGGGGCUACCAUUGCUACCUAUGGUUGCCCUGUCGCUUCUUAUUCCCCCAAGCAAGACAGAAUUGUUUCCAUGUUGUAUGGAAUUCUUACUCCUAUGUUGAACCCUCUGAUCUACAGUCUAAGAAAUAAGGAAGUGAAGAAAGCCUUGGUCAAAGCACUUGGCCUAAAACGGUUUGAGCAAAUGGGUUAG
Pogona vitticeps (central bearded dragon) is the source of this 945-nucleotide messenger RNA. The record is from RefSeq and is a predicted model, not a curated record. Lineage: Eukaryota; Metazoa; Chordata; Lepidosauria; Squamata; Agamidae.